Messenger RNA from Spodoptera frugiperda (fall armyworm), 891 nucleotides. Its product is annotated as ATP synthase subunit s, mitochondrial. Lineage: Eukaryota; Metazoa; Arthropoda; Insecta; Lepidoptera; Noctuidae. The record is from RefSeq and is a predicted model, not a curated record. The transcript is spliced from 4 exons. The coding region runs from base 166 to 780 and encodes 204 amino acids.
CCUGACUGAUUUUGACAUUGACAGUUCAACAAUCAACACAAAAUUGAACCUUGAAAAAUGUUUAUUUUUUAGUGUUUUUCAAUUACCGAAACCGGUCAUUAUUUCAUUUCAUAUUCUUUUCUCUUUGCCGGUCAUGUUUUAUAAUUGAAUUAUAAAAUAAUAAAAAUGCAGUGCUCCGUUCGUCAUGUUUUACCGACAACAAGGAUAUUUGUUCCGAGAAAUAAACAAGUUAGACAUUUUUGGGAGUAUGUAAAUAUGAUGUUUAAUAAACCAGAUGCUGAUCGAAUCAAACAACUUGGCCCAGAUCGUGCUUGCGCUGAAUGGGUAUUGCGGAAUGGUGGGAAAGUAGUAUGGGAAAGCGGACAGAAAUUAGCUAAUUACAACUUAUUACCACCAGAGGGUCAACCGGUACCAAAAUUAGUAACAAUUGAUGGCACGGACUCUUCUAUUUCACAUUAUGGCUUUCCCCAUUUAAUUGGUUGUGAGAAGUUGAGCAACAUAAUCCUUCACAAUGCCGACUACAUUGAUGACAGAGCCCUAAAAGGCCUUCAUUUUGGACAAAAUACAUUAACACAUCUUCAAGUAUCCAAGUGUGCAAAUGUCACAGAUGAUGGAUUGAAAAGCUUGAUUUCACUUAAAAAAUUAGAACAUCUAGUUUUAUUCAACUUAAUAAGUGUUGAAAACAUAGAAGAAUGUAAACAAUAUAUUCAACAACAUUUGUCCAAUUGCAAAAUAAAAGACUUGAAAGAUGCAACACAAUUGAAUGAAAAACCACAGUAAAAACAAAUAUAAUUAUAUAAUAAUAGUGUGAAGAUUAAAUUGCAUUGUAUAUUUUCUUAUCUUGAAUCAAAUUAAGACUAGUCAACUGUAAAUACAAAGUUGUAAUAUUGA